Molecule: messenger RNA, 1763 nt
Organism: Pollicipes pollicipes
Lineage: Eukaryota; Metazoa; Arthropoda; Thecostraca; Pollicipedomorpha; Pollicipedidae
Product: UDP-glucuronosyltransferase 3A1
Exons: 4
Coding region: 142-1638 (498 amino acids)
Molecular function (GO): UDP-glycosyltransferase activity
Source: RefSeq, a predicted model, not a curated record
GGGACGCCGGGCCGUCCGACGUCGCUCCGCUCGGUGCCGCUCCGCGUGUCGGCCUCACCCGUGGCCAGCUUAGCCUGUAGCUCCGCUGCUAGUGAGGUGGUGCGGCGGCGUACUGGUGACGGGCAUCUCAGCAGCGCGGCCAUGCUCGCGUCGGACAGUGGCCGGUGGCUGCUGCUAGUCAUCGUGGUGGUGCUCGUGCCACGCGGCACCGCCCGCUCCCACGUGGCGCUGGUGACCACGGACCAGGAGGCCGAGCCGCUGGUGCUGCAGCUGGCGCAGCUGCUGGCGGAGGACCACCACGUGACGGCGGUGCUCUACAACAGCAGCGGCGUUGGCCCGACCGGCGCGGUCCGCGUGGUCCGCGUACCGGCGGCCGCUUCCGACCCGGCCAGCCGCAUCAGCUGGCUCGACCGCUGGGAGCGCUACCCCCUGCUGGCGCCGGACGCCGUCGUGGCGUCGCGCGUGGCUGGCUGCGGCGCGCUGCGAGCCUCGAGCCUGCUGGCCGACUUUCGGCCGGAUCUCGUCAUCAGCACCCUGUACCUGGACGACGCCUGCCUGCUCGGCCUCCUGCCGGACGCGCCGGUCAUCGGCCUGCUGCCGUCGCCGGUCGGCCUGCCCUGGGUCACGUACCAGCUGGGAGGUCACUAUCCCGUCAGCCGGAUACCUGUGCACGGUUACCCGCUCGGCGACGCCGACUUCUACGCCCGGCUCGGCAACGGCUGGCGCUGGUGGACGCUGCUGCGGCGCGUACAGCGGCUGUACCAGACGCCCGUGGCCAGCGGCGCCGGCGGCCACCUCGACCUCGAGAAGGCGUACGACCGCGUGGCCGCCGUCUACGUCAGCGGCGACGCCCGGCUGCCCGCCGAAGUGCCGGCCGACAGGCGGAUCCGCUUCCUCGGCUGCAUCGAGUGCGCCAACUUUGCGCCGCUGCCUAAGAAGCUGAUGUCGACGAUCGGCGGGGGCAGCCUGCUGGUGAUCCGGCUGCAUCACCCGCACGUCACGCUGCCGGCCGCCUUCAAAGUCGCGCUGGCUCAGGGAGCCGCUAGUUCGUCGCUGACGCCGAUAGAUGUCAGCAACGCCACCAGUGCCGACGCCGACCGGGUCAUACACAGCGGGGUCCCGGCGGCCGACGCGCUCGCCCACUCCCGGGCGCGCGUGUUCAUCAGCGAGUGCUCGGCCUCGUCGGUGCUGCUGGCCGUCCACUUCAGCGUGCCGCUCGUCUGCAUCCCCUUCACGGCCGGACACAAGAUGGCUGCCGCCAACGCCGUCUCGCUCGGUCUCGGCGUAGAGGUGGACCGUCGCUCUCUAACGCCCGAGUCGCUGCGGGCCGCCAUCACCUCCGUGACGACCAGCGCCGGCCUGCGGCGCGCCGUUCGCGUGCGCGCGGACGCCCUGCGCCACGACGCCAUCUCGCCGGCCGCCCAGUUCUCGCACGACGUGCACCACCUGCUGAUGUUCGGCGGCCGGCCGCGGCGGCGCCGCCCACUCGGCCUCGUCGAGUACUACUGCCUGGACGUGGUCGGCACCUGUCUGGUCAGUGGCGGACUGGGCGCCGCGCUGCUGAUGCUGCUCUUCGGCUGGCUCUUCCGCGUGCUCUCCGGCCGCCAGGGCCGCGAUGUCAAGGCCAAGGUGGAGUAGGCCGGCCGGCGCAGGCGCGGCAGACGCCGCGGUGCCGCCCAAUUGUCCGCAGCGCGACUCGAGUGUGUCUUACUUUAUCUGUGCAGCCGCGUCAGCCCUGCUUGGCCGCCGCUGUUCCUCAAAUA